GUUCGCGGCUCUGACGCCGGCAGGGGACUCGAAAGCAACGCGAACUCACUCGCCAAUCAGAGCCAAGGAUGACUGUCUCGCGCUGCCUACGUAAUACGGAGUGGGCGGAGCUCAAACGUACGGCCGCCAGAGUUCCCCAGCGAAUCGGAAGUUUCGCUGCCCCCGACUCGGGGGUUGAUUGGUUACAUUCAGAACUUGCCUGUCAAUUUUGGAAGACGGAUGAAGGACAUUCCCUUAGAGACCCAAGAGCCCGCCUCCGCUCUCUAGUGUGGGAGGAGGGCCUUAAAGAGCCAGGUGCUUGACCCCUCCGCGCCGCCCUGCGCCCUGGAGAAACCGGGUGGAAGGUGCCAGAAGCGACUUGAGACACCCCUGUAAAGAUGGAACAGCAAGAGAAAGGGACUGGGCCCGAGGGGAACAACCUGUCCCUGCCAUCACCAGGGACCGAGCCGUGGACCCCUGCACCUUUCCCAGCCUUGCCACCUCUCCCCCUGGGCACCCCAGAUCCAGCCCACCUGGGGCUCCCUGAGAGCUUGGCCUCUGUCACCGUCCCCAUCCGUCUGGACGCCCUCUCCUACCUCCUGCACAGUGCCCUGCUGGGGGCCUACACCCUUCAACAGUCCUUGCCCUCCUGCCCCUGCACCCCCCAGACAUGCUGCACCCAGCCAGGCACAGCCACAAGGCCAUCCAGGGGACGCGGGGGCUGGGGCGUCCAGCGCAGGCCAGGCUGGGGCCAGGGCCAGCAGCGAUGGCGACCCGGAAGGGCUGAGAGGGGCUGGCUGGGGGGGUCUGGGGCUGGCCCCAAGACUCCGCCGGUGAUGCCAGCAUCACCACCAACGCUGCCUGACCAGGAUGGGAAGAAGGAAGCCCCAGGUCAGGAGCCACCCCAGGAGACGCCGCCUGCUGCAGCAGAAGACUGGGAGACAGAGUACUAGGACCCUGAAGGUCCAGCUCCCCAGACUCCUGAGAGGGGCCCCCAGGGUCACCAGGAGGCUUUUCCUGGAGCCCAGGGUGACCUCAGCUAUGGCAGAGAUACCCCAAGAAACAUCCUGCUCCCGUGUUUCUUCUCCCAAAACCACAGCCUCAGGAGUGGGUCCUGCGAGUCACCCCAUGAAAACUGGAGCUGAUUUAGGAUCCCACGCCAGCAAAAGCCCUGAGCCUCAUAUCUGUGCCCAAAGCCAUGCCUCUCCCCAUUCCCAGCACCACCUCCAACUACAGUGACAGCCCCAACCCCAUCCCCCCUGCCUCUGUAGCCCCAGUCCUGUCCCCACUCUCAGUAUCAUAUCCCCAACCCCACUCAUUCCCAUUUCCAUCCCCAUCUCCACCCUUAGUCCCAGCUCUGCACCCUCCUCCUCUACCUACCUCAGGCCAACCCAAUCCUCAUCCUUAACUGCCUCCUAAACUUGACCCCAAACCCAGCCCAUCUUCAACCCCAGCCAACCCCAUCCCAUCCUCCUUCUGGUCCCAGCCCCAACCAUGACGUGCCCUGUGACCCACCUGCAAAGAACCCCAUUGGCCCAACAUACCCAGACACCUGCCACCCCCCCGACCCCGUUUCCUGCCCUUGGGGGUGGGGAGCCUUGGUUGAACAAUAAAUGGAUGAC
Mirounga angustirostris (Northern elephant seal) is the source of this 1601-nucleotide messenger RNA. It is a transcript of the gene CUNH19orf84, whose product is annotated as chromosome unknown C19orf84 homolog. The coding region runs from base 378 to 932 and encodes 184 amino acids. The transcript is spliced from 3 exons. The record is from RefSeq and is a predicted model, not a curated record. Lineage: Eukaryota; Metazoa; Chordata; Mammalia; Carnivora; Phocidae.